Messenger RNA from Corticium candelabrum, 1893 nucleotides. RefSeq names its product iduronate 2-sulfatase-like. Lineage: Eukaryota; Metazoa; Porifera; Homoscleromorpha; Homosclerophorida; Plakinidae. Gene Ontology annotation, cellular component: cytoplasm. The coding region runs from base 199 to 1719 and encodes 506 amino acids. The transcript has 6 exons. The record is from RefSeq and is a predicted model, not a curated record. Gene Ontology annotation, molecular function: iduronate-2-sulfatase activity.
UGACAUAGUUUGCUAUUAUUCACGCUCUAAAAACUUUAUAAAAGUUCUAUAUAACCAAUUGUCUUCAUAAUUAGUUGCCAAGUCACGUGGUUCCCUAGCUUUGCGUAUCGAGACUGUAAAUGUGAUUGUGGAGUGAUCACAUCGGAUGCGUCAUAAAACGUGUGUGGGAGUUGGCCGCCCAGCACUCGUGCAUGCACCAUGAGUAGCACUGCCUGUUUGCAUCUCCUCCUUCUAUCCGCACUGUCAGCGGCGCCUUGCGCUCUCUCCGCAGACAAGAAAAAUGUUCUAUUCUUCGUGUCAGACGACAUGCGUCCGGAGCUGACGGUCUACGAUGGUCCCGACUUUCCCUCACCGGUUCAUCCCAAAAUGCAUUCUCCAAAUCUCGACGCCCUGGCCGCCAAGAGCCUUCUUCUCAAACGAGCGUACGUGCAGCAAGCGGUCUGUUCUCCCAGUCGAACCUCUCUACUCACUGGACGCCGACCCGACACCACCCACGUGUACGACCUGGUUCACUACUUCAGGAAAGUGGGAGGAAACUUCACGACGAUACCGCAAUAUUUCAAGCAAAACGGAUACCUGUCCAUCGGGAUGGGCAAGAUUUUUCACCCGGGAAGUGCAUCCGACAAUGAUGAUCCAAUUUCUUGGUCUGAACCCUACUUUCACGCCAACGAUUCCUUCUGGGGCAAGUUCGGACACAUGCACAGCCACAUGGCAGUCAACAACAGCCUCCAAAAGUCACAACCCUUGCCAGACCAACAGAUUGCUGAUCAUGCCGUCGAGGUAUUGAAGAGAGUUGCACCGGCCGCCAAAAGUGGAAAGCAGCCCUUCUUCGUCGCCGUAGGAUUUCACAGGCCCCACCUUCCCUUCAUCUAUCCGGAUGAAUUUCAACAGUAUUAUCCUGAAUCAGAAAUCCGUUUGCCGGACAAUGAAUAUGCUCCUAUCAAUAUGCCACCCAUUGCAUGGUCCAACUAUGGUGAGCUACUCAAGUAUGGAGAUAUCUCCAAACUGCAUGCAUCUGGAGCAAUCAACUCUAGUCUACCGCCCGAUGUGGUUAAAUCUCUGAGACGUGAUUACUAUGGCGCACUCAGCUUCACGGAUUCAUUGAUUGGUAAAGUGAUGGAAGAGUUGGAGAAUUUGGGAUUGGCGGAAAAUACCAUUAUCAGUUUUUGGGGUGACCACGGAUGGCAGCUGGGUGAGCACGGCGAAUGGUGCAAGCAUACCAAUUUUGAAGAUGCAACCCAUGCCCCAAUGAUGGUCCAUAUUCCUGGCAAGACAGAUCAAGGCAUUGUCACUGAGGCAUUAACAGAAUUCGUAGACCUAUUUCCAACCCUUGUCGAUGCCGCUAAUCUCCCACCCUUACAACUAUGCCCCCAAAACUCAGAGAAGACCAUGCUUUGUCGCGAAGGAGCCAGCCUGAUGCCACUGAUCGAAAAUCCAAACUCAACAAACUGGAAAACUCGCGCAUUUUCUCAGUAUCCAAGACAAAAAGAUCAUAUGGGAUACACAAUGAGGACAGACAGGUACCGCUACACCGAAUGGGUCAAGUUUGAUUACAACGAGUACAAGCCAGACUGGAAUCAGCUCAACGCCACUGAGCUGUAUGAUCACCAAACAGAUCCGGAAGAAAAUCACAACGUGGCCUCUGAAAAAGACAUGAUGUCUGUAGUCAAGAUGUUGAGCGAGCAAUUGCACGCUGGAUGGAGAUCUGCUAUGAAAUAACAAUUUGCAACAGGUGGAAAACGUUCUGUUUACACUAUCUUGACAUCUAUACAAAUGGCAAUUUCUUUCACAUAUUUGUUGUUGAUUCGCUGCUGAUUUUCAAUUUUUUUGAAGUUGCAAGUACCUUUUGUACACAUGCAGGUAUCAUGUGUCGCUGCUACUGCAAUGUAUCCA